Messenger RNA from Adineta ricciae, 324 nucleotides. The record is from the annotation of a GenBank genome assembly. NCBI's taxonomy places the organism in Eukaryota, Metazoa, Rotifera, Eurotatoria, Adinetida, Adinetidae.
AUGCUUUUCAUUACAUUUGCUGCGAUUGUGCUUUUGACUAAUGCACGAACGUUUUAUAGAGUGCGUCCUGAAAUCGAACCUUAUGAUAAUAUACUGGAUUAUUUGACAAUGGAAAAUCAUGCUCUCUACGACGAUCUUGAACGAGACAACGACGACAUUUUCUCGUCGUUCAUGGAGCCAUCGUCAGAAUUAUUCUUAGAAACGUAUUCCCCGAUAUAUCUUUCAAAUGACAAUGGUAUUAUAAAGUUAUUCAGAAAGCCAAUGAUUUCGCUGGAUGAAUAUUACGAACCAGAAUAUGCCGUUGAAAAAGACGGACUAAUGUGA